Messenger RNA from Cyprinodon tularosa, 1991 nucleotides. RefSeq names its product vesicle transport through interaction with t-SNAREs 1A (gene vti1a). The record is from RefSeq and is a predicted model, not a curated record. Gene Ontology annotation, biological process: retrograde transport, endosome to Golgi; Golgi to vacuole transport; intracellular protein transport. The coding region runs from base 112 to 696 and encodes 194 amino acids. The transcript has 9 exons. Gene Ontology annotation, cellular component: ER to Golgi transport vesicle membrane; late endosome membrane; SNARE complex. Gene Ontology annotation, molecular function: SNARE binding; SNAP receptor activity. NCBI's taxonomy places the organism in Eukaryota, Metazoa, Chordata, Actinopteri, Cyprinodontiformes, Cyprinodontidae.
CUCCUUUUUGUUGUGACUCCAGGAAGAGACUCCAUUCGAUACUUGUUGUUAUUAUCCUGAGCUAACUACGAACCUGCCAGCUUAUUGUGUGUUUAAACGUAUUGUUUAAGGAUGUCUUCAGACUUUGAGACCUACGAGCAGGACUUUGGAACUAUUACCGCAGAAGUAACUAACAAAAUUGGUAAAAUUCCCAAACUAAGUGGAGAGGAGAAGACACAGCUGGUUCUAAAUGUCGACAAACAGCUUGAAGAAGUCAGAGAGCUGCUUGAGCAGAUGGACCUGGAGGUGCGUGAGAUCCCCAUCCAGAGCCGAGGCAUGUACAACAGCAGGCUGAAGAGCUACAAACAGGAGAUGGAGAAGCUUGAGAAAGACUUUAAAAGGUCACGUAUUGCCUACAGUGAUGAGGUGCGCAAUGAGCUCCUGGGGGAUGACGCCAUCUCCUCGGAGGGCCAGCUGAUAAAGUUACGUGAAGAGAGAGCGCAUCUAUUGGACAACACAGAAAGGCUGGAAAGGUCAUCACGGAGACUGGAGGCCGGCUAUCAGAUUGCAGUAGAAACCGAACAAGUGGGACAAGAGAUUCUUUCCAACCUUCAUACUGAUCGUGAGAAGAUUCAGAGAGCGAGAGAAAGGCUGAGAGAAACGGACGCCAAUCUGGGCAAGAGUUCUCGCGUCCUCACCGGCAUGCUGAGAAGGUAAGACGAAGGAUCAUCCAGAAUCGCGUCCUGGUCUUUGUCCUCGGAGCCUUCAUCCUUCUUACCAUCAUCCUGGCCAUCUAUUUAAAUGUGCGGAGGCACUGAUCUCGGCCGUACACCAGUAUACCAACACUCCCCACCUUCCCUUCUUUCCGCUCAACACGAAUAUAAACACACACACAUCCAUGAUUAAUAGCGACAAAAGCGUUGUCCUGCUGUAAUUAGGACAAAUGGUACCCAUGAAUCAUAGUUUCCUAAACCUGACAGGGAGCUUUUUUCCUGCUCGACUUUCCGUUUUUCCUUCUGUUUUUACUCCUUUCUCCACUUUUCGCUUUACUUUCUUUCUCUUUGUACUCAGGCGUGUCCCCCCACACCCCCUUUGCCCCCUUCUCUUGGGACAGCAGAGGUGGGGAAUGACUAAAACUUUUCAUAUCCUCCAUGUAGAUUCACAGCCUAUCUUGUGUUGGAGCUUGAAGCAAAUACAAAAGUCUGCAUUAAGUGUUUCUCAUCUGUUUAGGUCUGCGUUAAAAACUAAAGCUCUGCACACGCAUGUUUAGAGUUAUGUGCUCGAGGCCCUCAGACUAUAUGUGAGAUGCAUGAAGCAUUGAAAUCAACUAAGUUCAAGUCAGAAGUUUGUUCUUACAAUAAAAAUCUAAUAUAAUUUGGUUUAUUUGGAAGAACGCUGCUUGCAUUCAAGAACAGAUGUGUCGCCUUUUUAAGAUAGACAGAAAAAUUUAAGAAUAUUUAAGGGUAACACAGAAGUAUCCCUAUUUGGUUCAUUUUUAUCCCCAAAAUAAACAUCAUUAAUUUCUUUGGACUUCUUAACUUUCCUUGUUUGAUCUUAUAGCCUAUAUGUACAGCACAUAGAUGUAUGUACUAACAUCUAAAUGGAAGUCAUGUAUAGUGUCUUUGCUUUCAUUGCAGGUGAUUCUGUUACUAUUUAUUUAAGAACGCAGAAGUUUUGAUUUAAAUGUCUGUAAUAGAGCUGUGUGAUUUAUUUUGUUUUGAAUUUACAUAAGUUACACUUCAGGACCAAAAACAAAAAGUGUUGGUUUGUAGUUUUGUUUGAGGUUUUUAUUUUCCCUCUGUAAAUGAAUUUCCCCUGUUUUACAACCUGUAAAGUUUGUUCUCUGUAUUUCAUUUAAUGUUCUUAGGGCCGUCACAAUACAUGUUUCUUUUUGUCAAUAUGCAUACUGAUUAUAUAAAAUGGUUGCAGGUUUGUUCUCUCGUGUUGUUCUUUGGGGUUUUAUUUAAAUCCAAACUUAAGAGAAGUUUUAUUAAAGUAGCCUUAAACAACUA